CUGGUGGUAGCAGGGACCGAAAUGUCCUUCAUAUAAGCCGGUGACAAAGUGGCGAGCGGCGGCACCCGAGCAGCAGAGAUCACCGCCGGUACCCAGCGAGAGAGAGCAGCAGAGCAGAGCAGAGCAGAGCAGAGGGACAGAGAGAGGAGGAGACCGGAGCGCCGAGCAGCACAUACUGUAUCCCACAGCCAACCGGUUCCACGGCAACACGCAGCCGAGACACACGGAGAGAGCAGAGCGGCAGAGAGACAGAGGGAACUAAUCCGGACUGAGCAUCUUUUUCACUCCAACGACAGAGCCGUUCCGUGGCAGCAGACAUGGGUGUGACCUCUCGCCCUCUGCUGUUGGUGUGCGCAUGCUUUGCGGCCGCGCUGGUCGGCGGAGCCCGCGCCGAGGGGAUGUGUCUUCAGGACGGCAAGCACAAGGCCGCGCCCGGCCCGGAGCCGCACCUGAGGGACUGUGCGCUGUACGCAGACAAUAGCUGCUGCACAGACGAAGACAUCCAGGACAUCUCCCAUGUCCCCUCUGCCAGCAACAAGAACGAGCCCUGGGACAAAUGUGGGCCUCUGAGCUCCGAGUGCGAGGGCUUCCUGAAGCGCGUGUCGUGCUUCUACCGCUGCUCCCCGGAUGCCGCGCGCUGGCCCCAUCCCCAUCGCCGCUCGUACAUCCAGGCCGUGCCGCUCUGCCACAGCUUCUGUCGUGAUUGGUUUGACGCCUGCAGGAUGGACUUGACGUGUGCUCGUAACUGGGCCAGAGACCCCAGGGGACAGAACUGCACUGGAUCCUGUGUCCAGUACCAGCAGAUGUACCAGCAUGGCAGGGACCUCUGCGAGAGCCUGUGGGGCGACGCGUUCAUGACAGUGGAGGAUGAUCCGGAGGACGGGGGAGAGGCUGGCGAUGGCGGGCGCCCCUGCGGCUGCCUGACCCUCAGCCCGUCCGACAAGGACGUGAUCGCUGCCCUCCGGGCCCAACGGGACGACCCGGAGGAGCUGGACACCACCAAGACGGGCUUGCCCCAGUACCGGGCCCCCUGCCAGACCAAGCUGCCCCUGCAGGCCAGGAGUGGCAAGAAGGGGAACUCCGUCAUGCGCAAACGCUCGGUCAUGGUCGACGACAUGGAGGGGAGCGGCAGCGGUCUGUAGAGAGAAGUGAUACAUGGCAAUGCAUUUAAAGUUCAUUGUAGAUCCUAAUAUUCAAAAUGUAUCUCUUGAAAUGCAGUGGUAAGCUUGCUCCUGUAAUUAACCUUACCACACAAACCCAAUCGCCCAUUAUCAUUAUCAUUACAUUUCAGAUAUAAUAUCUAUGAUUUGAAUUAGUACUUUAUUUGGCAUAUAGGAUAGACUUGACAUACGUGUAAUCAAUUAUUUGAUUGAACAACCUAAACGGUUACUAUUAAAGAUGCCCAAAAUUGAAUCAUAUAGUUGUAUUUGAAUUCUGCAAGGGCUCUGACUUCGACAAUAAGACUCUGGAUCAAUUGAUAUGAAACGAUGGUUGCACAAAUGUUUUAUUGCCAGCUAAGAAGAGGAUUUUUUCUUAAUCCAAGGUGGGUUUCUUAAUUGCUUUGUAUGGCUCAAGAAAAACUCAUCACUCAACAUUAAGAUAUGAGCUGUGGGAAAUGUAACGUGCAGCAGCUUUAGCAUUUCUGCGUGAAUCAAACUUUAACUAGAGGACUGUUUAUGACAUUACUGUAAACAUACCUGGACCAGUACUUCACUACCCUGCUACUAUUUUUUAGUCAUCCUGGUGACUUCAGUCUGUGCAUUAGUCAACUGUUUAAUGCAGAUCUUGCUUGUUGUGACGCUGUGCCGUGCAGUCUACAUGUCUUGAGGUAUGUGAAAUAGUGGAGAAAGUUGUGCAGAGUCAUGAUAAUCAUUGAAUGUAACUCGCAGAGACUCCUGGCCUGAGCCCAAGGUGUCCGGGAUAAUGACGACAAUGGAUGGUUUGCCAGAGAAAAUCCGCAGAGGCAGUGUUCGUACCAGAUAAUGUUGCUUUUUGGUAGUUUGCUCAUGCUCAUCGUCGGCGCACUGUGGGUGUUCCUUUUAUAACCAUGUCAUUGUAUUUCUAGAGCGGGGCAGUGUUAGAUGUAAAUGUUUUGUGGGGGGGAGGGGGGUAAAAAAGGGAAACCGAUUUGUCUGAUAUAUGGUAAACCUGAUGAAAUGGAUGUUUCUGCGCUUUUCUUUACCUUCUCAAUAAAUACAACAUUUCUACAUGUCA
This is a messenger RNA of Scophthalmus maximus (turbot), 2214 nucleotides long. It is a transcript of the gene rtbdn, whose product is annotated as retbindin. Gene Ontology annotation, cellular component: external side of plasma membrane. Lineage: Eukaryota; Metazoa; Chordata; Actinopteri; Pleuronectiformes; Scophthalmidae. Gene Ontology annotation, molecular function: signaling receptor activity; riboflavin binding; riboflavin transmembrane transporter activity. Bases 318 to 1142 code for a protein of 274 amino acids. The record is from RefSeq and is a predicted model, not a curated record. The transcript is spliced from 6 exons.